AUGAAGUGGAUGGUGGCAGCCCUGCUCUGCCUCCAGCUCCUGGAGGCGAAGGUGGUCAAAGUCCCCCUGAAGAAAUUCAAGUCCAUCCGUGAAACCAUGAAGGAGAAAGGCUUACUGGAGGAGUUCCUGAAGAACCACAAACACGACCCUGUUAAGAAAUACCAUUUUAGUGACUUCAGCGUGUCCUACGAGCCCAUGGCCUACAUGGAUGCUGCCUACUUCGGUGAGAUCAGCAUUGGGACCCCACCACAGAACUUCCUGGUUCUUUUUGAUACCGGCUCUUCCAACCUGUGGGUACCCUCUGUGUACUGCCAGAGCCAGGCCUGCACCGGCCACAGCCGCUUUAACCCCGGCCAGUCCUCCACCUACUCCACCAACGGGCAGACCUUCUCCCUGCAGUACGGCAGCGGCAGCCUCACUGGCUUCUUCGGCUACGACACGAUGACGGUCCAAAGCAUCCAGGUCCCCAACCAGGAGUUCGGCCUCAGUGAGAAUGAGCCGGGCACCAAUUUCGUCUACGCGCAGUUUGACGGCAUCAUGGGCAUGGCCUACCCAGCCCUGGCCGUGGGUGGGGCCACCACAGCCCUGCAGGGCAUGCUGCAGGAGGGCGCCCUCACCAGCCCGGUCUUCAGCUUCUACCUCAGCAACCAGCAGGGUUCUCAGAAUGGAGGAGCAGUCAUCUUCGGGGGUGUGGACAACAGCCUGUACCAGGGGCAGAUCUACUGGGCCCCGGUCACCCAGGAGCUCUACUGGCAGAUUGGCAUUGAGGAGUUCCUCGUUGACGGCCAGGCCUCCGGCUGGUGCUCCCAGGGCUGCCAGGCCAUCGUGGACACAGGCACGUCUCUGCUCACCGUGCCCCAGCAGUACCUGAGCGCCCUUCUGCAGGCCACGGGGGCCCAGGAGGACCAGUAUGGACCGUUUCUUGUGAACUGUAACAACAUCCAGAACCUGCCCACCUUCACCUUCAUCAUCAAUGGUGUGCAGUUCCCUCUGCCACCCUCCUCCUACAUCCUCAAUAACAAUGGGUACUGCACCGUGGGGGUGGAGCCCACCUACCUGCCCUCCCAGAACGGCCAGCCCCUGUGGAUCCUUGGGGAUGUCUUCCUCAGGUCCUACUAUUCCGUCUACGACAUGGGCAACAACAGGGUGGGAUUCGCCACUGCCGCCUAG
Messenger RNA from Pteronotus mesoamericanus, 1170 nucleotides. It is a transcript of the gene PGC, whose product is annotated as progastricsin. Gene Ontology annotation, molecular function: aspartic-type endopeptidase activity. Gene Ontology annotation, biological process: proteolysis. The coding region runs from base 1 to 1170 and encodes 389 amino acids. The record is from RefSeq and is a predicted model, not a curated record. The transcript is spliced from 9 exons. NCBI's taxonomy places the organism in Eukaryota, Metazoa, Chordata, Mammalia, Chiroptera, Mormoopidae.